AUGUGGCAUUCAUGUCAUUCCAAUUCAGGGUUAUUAUGCCGAAACUGCAAUUCAUCGACAUUAAGUCAUUCACGAGAUCCUGAUGACUGGGAAGAUCUAAAGUUUAUUGAGAUGCACAAAUCACAGUAUAAAGAUGUAUUGAAUGCUAUGAAUCCAAAUGGAACACAUAAUGAAAGUUUGUGUCAGAAGUGUCGUGAAAUGGGACGAUCUUGCCGUGCAACUGAAAAUGAUGAAUUAGAAACAUUAAUAAAUCGUCCAUUCAGCGAAGAUGAUAGCGAGGAUGACAUGAUUUUCACAACAAAUAAUCGCCGACCACCGAAUAUCUCGCGAGAAGACGAAUACAAACCUCUAAUUCGAAAUUAUCAUGUAUGUGCUAGUCGUCCUCAAGUAGAAUAUGCCAAUACGACCGUCGGCAUUCACCCACAAAACAUACAACAGCGUGAACAAUCUCAAAGAUCGAAGAUCUUCAUAAGACGUCUUUUGUGUAUUGUGUUACUAGCAAUUUUGCUAAUGACAUUAUUUAGCCUACUGUUUAAUAUACCCAAGUCCGUGUUGAGCACAACGACAACAACAACAACAAGUACUACUACUACUACUACUACUAUAACUACAACUACAACAGCUAGAACUACAACUACACCAUGUUUUUCUUCAAAAACGAUGGUCACACUUGAAAGUGGGAUUCAAGUUCCUUUGCACAAUCUACAAGUAGGAGAACAAGUUCGCAUCGAUUCUCACAAGUCAAGUGCUGUCUUAGCAAUUUUUCGUCAUUAUCGUUCAUCGAUUUUAUUUAUGGAAAUAUAUUUCAACGAAAAUCGAAGUCAACCACUUCGUCUAACACCAACACAUUCUGUACUUGUGCGUGGAUCUCAUGAUGAAAGCGAACAAUAUCGUUUUGCUCGUGAUAUUUCAGCCGGAGACUUUGUUUAUUCCACUUUACUUCAUCAAAUGGUUAAGGUGAUUAAAAUACGAGAAAGUACGAAUGUUGAUGAUUAUGCUUAUGCUCCAUUGACAUUUGAGGGAAGAAUUGUAACAAAUAAUAUUAUUGCUUCAUGUUACGCAACAUAUCCUCAUUGGUUGAUGCAUAUAAUAACGACACCACUUCGUUGGUGGUAUUGGCUUUUAAUUGAAUUAGAACAAGCCUAUUUGCAUGCAUUGAGCACAUCAUUUUGUGUACAAUGUGUCGACUGGUAUUUACAAUUCUUUCUUGUUGCAACUACUUUUAUUGCUUGA
Adineta ricciae is the source of this 1233-nucleotide messenger RNA. The record is from the annotation of a GenBank genome assembly. NCBI's taxonomy places the organism in Eukaryota, Metazoa, Rotifera, Eurotatoria, Adinetida, Adinetidae.